Molecule: messenger RNA, 834 nt
Organism: Camelina sativa (false flax)
Lineage: Eukaryota; Viridiplantae; Streptophyta; Magnoliopsida; Brassicales; Brassicaceae
Product: vacuolar protein sorting-associated protein 25
Biological process (GO): protein transport to vacuole involved in ubiquitin-dependent protein catabolic process via the multivesicular body sorting pathway
Cellular component (GO): ESCRT II complex
Molecular function (GO): protein homodimerization activity; structural molecule activity
Source: RefSeq, a predicted model, not a curated record
AGUACCGAUUUUGAGAUUUUGAAACAGAACACCGAAGUCUCUCAAAGACUCAAACUUUCAGUUACCCCAUCUGUCUGCCUCGUAAGCUGCUCGCUCUCUAAUGUUCUGUCUUCUGGGGGAAUAGAUUUUUUUAGGGAAUCAUCGAUUUGGGAGGUCCAAAGAUGCAGAAACUGGCUGAUUUCAAGCUUCCUCAGUUCUUCAAUUAUCCUCCAUACUUCACGUUGCAGCCUGUGAGGGACACUCGUGAGAAGCAGAUACAGCUCUGGAAAGAGCUUAUUUUGGAUUACUGCAAAUCCCAAAAGACUUUCUUGAUUUGCGUUGAAGAGGAUUUCCCUCUCUUCUCAAACUCUGCCAUUGAUAGAUCUCUAAGUCAUGAAGCAAAGGAAACAUUUCUCUCAGCCAUCGUUGGAGAAGGGCGUGCUGAGUGGUUAGAUAAAGGGCAUAGGAAAUGUCUGAUUCUGUGGCACCGGAUUCAAGAUUGGGCAGACAUUAUUCUUCAGUUUGUGAGAGAUAAUGGGUUAGAAGACAGUGUUAUGACUGUUGAAGAAAUACGUUCAGGGACAGAAUCACUUGGAACAGAACUUCAAGGGAUAGAUCGAACCAUUCUAAUGAGAGCCUUAAAGCUUCUAGAGAACAAGGGCAAACUUGCAUUGUUCAAGGGAACAUCAGCUGAUGAUGAAGGUGUCAAGUUCUCUGUCUGAUACCACUCUGUAUAAAACUUUUGGUAAUGUUGGAAACAUCUUACGAACCAAGGACAAAAAAAUUGGAGAAACAACUCUUUUUGUAUUCUGAUAACACAAUCAUUCUCUAAUCACACUUUUUGAUUCUAUAUAA